GGUGUGGGAGCACGCUUGCUACUCUCUCCAGUCCUCUCACUUGGAGCAAUAGAGGUUGUAGUAGUAAGUGGAGCCUGAGCAGGAGUCCUGACUGGAGCCAACGCGCAGCUUUUCAUGUUCAACAAAACACAUGGAAUAAUGUUAGCUUGAAUUAUUUGCUUUUCAGCGCUGGAUAGUGGAACAUUUUUGGACUCCCGUGUAAAGUUAUUUCGAGGUAUUUUUUUUACAUCUUACCUUGACAUUAUGAAGAAGUAUCCAUGUUUUAUUCCCGGGAGAGGAUGACGUUUUAUAGAACUAUUUGCUGAUUUGUUUUUGUGCGCGAGCUCUUAAGUGUUUUGUUAGUUUGGAGUUGCACGCGCUCACUUUUUUUCGCGGUACUUUUUCAAAAAAUAGCUCAAAAUGAAACGCGUGGGUGUUGCUGUUUUGAUUAUAAUGGCCGCUGCUACCUUAAGAUGCGGAGAUAGCCACAGUGACUCAACAGGUGAGAGGAGGGAUGGCGCACAAGAAGAAAGGUCGCUUCGGGUGCAACAGAAACAACAAAAACACCAAUUAAGGAGUCAAGGUCACUCGGCGAGGGGGCCAGGAGAGGAGAGCGCGCUUCCCCCGGGGCAAGAGGCUGCAGCAGACGUCUCCUCUUCACCUCGGAGCGUCAGACAAGCGCCGAGCCAGAGCCAGGUCUCCCCACAGCAGAGAGCCAGAGUGAACCGCAGGCAGAGCACCAGGCAGGGCGCCGCUGGCACCACGAGGAGACUCAUUGGGCCUAAUGUGUGUGGAGGUCAGCAGUGCUGCUCGGGCUGGGCUGUGGCUCCAGGAACCAAUCGUUGCAUCAAACCUGACUGUCAGCCCCCCUGCCAGAACCGUGGCUCCUGCAGCCGGCCUCAUACCUGUGUGUGUCGCUCAGGCUUCCAGGGGCCCCGCUGUGAAGAGGUGGCCCCGGAGCAGGUGUACAUCCGCGACAGAGGGGCCUUGAGAAGAGUGCAACCUGGGACCAAUCCUUUUCACAGGGACCAACCACAGAGACGGCCCAGUGACAGACAGGCCAGUGAUAGUACCAGGAGCCAGACCCCACGACCUGCCACCAGCAAACAGCCCACCCACUCCACGACCCAGGUGAGAAGAGGACCCCCUGACUCAUCCCCACAGCAGACUGGGACCUCCCGCACUGUGAAGCGCUACCCAUCAUCCAAUGGGCCCAUUACCUCCAACGCCCUCCCCAACACAUACCCCUACUCCAACAACUGGAAUGGUCAUAAUCGAGUGUAUAGGCCUCCUGCCAAUAGCCCUACGCAUGGACAGCACAACAAUGCAGUAUUGCCAACAGGGGCCAAUCUCACCUCCAGUCUGGACCGCAUUAAGAUCAUCUUCACCCCCAUGCUCUGCCGGCGAGUCUGUAGCAGUGGACGCUGCUACAACAGCUGUGAGAAGGGAGACACCACCACUGUUUACAGUGAGAAUCCGCAACCACAACAGCCGCAGCAAACCAAGAACCAGGGCUUCAGACUCUUCUUCUGUCAGAUCCCGUGUCAAAACGGUGGCCGCUGUAUUGGCAGAGAUCACUGCUGGUGUCCGUCAAAUUCAACAGGAAAGUUCUGCCACCUCCCUUCACCUCCUCCUCCUCCGCCACCGAGGCCCAGCCCUUCCAGCACAAAGGACACCAGCCAGCAUGGGCCCUCACACUCCAUGUACACCCUGCCUCUCUCAAACCAACAAGCCUCACUCCACCCCUCCAUAGUGAAUGUCCACAUCCAACACCCUCCUGAAGCGGAAGUCCAGGUGCACCAAGUGGCGCGUGUCCAGCCAGGGCAGAGAGCUCCCAUUGCAGAAGGGGCUCACUCAGUGCAACAACGCUCUCAACCUGGUAACGGACAUGACGCCACCAAUGAGCACACAGACAGACCUCAGCACAACAAUGACCACACCCCCCACAGGCCACACCCUCACCCCAGCGGAGUCGGGAGAUGCUUCCAGGAAACGGUGGACGGACAGUGCGGCAAGCCCCUGCCAGGCCUUACCAAACAGGAUGAUUGCUGUGGAAGUGUGGGAGCCUCCUGGGGUCUCAACAAGUGCCAGAAGUGUCCAGCUAAACCAGCAUACGCAGUGAUUGCCAAUGGACAAGUGGAAUGUUCAAAAGGUUAUAAAAGGCUCAAUCUCACACACUGUCAAGACAUAAACGAGUGCAUGCUCCCUGGGAUCUGCAAGAACGCUGAAUGUCUUAACACCAAAGGGAGCUACAGGUGCACGUGCAAACCAGGAUUCAUGCUAGACCCGGCCCGGAGCCACUGCAUCUCUGACAAGGCGGUGUCUGACCAAAGGGGAAUGUGCUACAGAUCACUGUCAACUGGGACGUGCUCUCUGCCUCUGUCUCUGCACAUCACAAAGCAGAUCUGUUGCUGCAGUCGAGUGGGCAAGGCCUGGGGACAUGCCUGCGAGCGCUGUCCUCUGCCCGGAUCAGACCACUUUAAGGAAAUCUGUCCAGUGGGUCAUGGAUACACCUACUCGCGCUCCGACGUGCAGAUCUCCCUCCGGCAGCUGGACGAUGACGAGCUGCAGAACACAGGGCUGUCGUGGGAGGAGGAGAGCCCCACUUACCCCCAAAUCCCCUCCUCUUUUGACCCCUCCCUCCCUACUCUGUAUCCCAGUCACCCGCAUACGCCCCAUCGACCGCAGCAUCCUGGAUACCCCGAGACGCCACAUGUACCACAGCAACCAGCCACACCACACCUGCCGUACCCGCCCUUUGUGGAUAACACUCCUAAAGAGACUGAUGAUGUGGAAAUUCUGAUCCCGCCAGCUGUUGUGACUGAGUCACCACUGAAAUAUCCAGACUCAACAAUCAACAUUCAGAGACCAGAUUCAAAGGAUGCAACAUACUCAGGUCCUUCCUCAGAUGUUGACAAGUGUGCCACCACCCCUAACAUUUGUGGUCAUGGGAGAUGUAUCCCCGUGCAGACUGGCUACACCUGCGACUGCAACCCCGGUUUUAAACUCAGUGCUCUGCAGACCAACUGUAUUGAUGUGAAUGAAUGUGAUGAGGACCCAUGUGAGGGAAAAGGCCGCUGCAUCAACAGCUUUGGCUCUUACACCUGCCACUGUUACAGUGGCUACAGUCAAGUGAUCACGCAGAACAGGAAGUACUGUCAAGACAUUAAUGAGUGCAACGUGCCCAAUAAGUGUCAGAAUGGCAAAUGUGUCAACUCUGAAGGAUCUUACACUUGUGAGUGCAACACUGGAUAUGCCAAAUCCUGGAGAGGCCAUUGUGAAGAUGUAAACGAGUGUCUGAACCAAACUGCCUGCAGCAAUGGAAGGUGUGUCAAUACAGAGGGCUCCUAUAGGUGCAACUGUUUCCUAGGAUACAAACUGUCAUCAGACAACACCUGCCAAGAUGUGGAUGAGUGUGUGCGUCCAGGAGUGUGUCUCUAUGGACGCUGCUCCAAUCUGGAUGGAAGCUACAAGUGCAGCUGUAACCAUGGUUACAAAGUCACAUCUGACGGCAAAGCCUGUGAAGACAUCAACGAGUGUGCAGCCGGUAAUGCAUGCCCCGCAGGAAUCUGUCUCAACACCGUGGGAUCCUUCACCUGUCAGAAGUGCAGGCCUGGCUUUGGACCGUCUGUGGGUGGACUCAGAUGUGAAGAUGUGGAUGAAUGUGCCCAGGGAGAUGUGUGUCAGGGUGGGAUUUGUGCUAACACUGAGGGGUCCUACACCUGCACCAGGUGCAAAGCCGGCUAUAGAGUUUCCUCAGACCGCAAGAGAUGUGAAGAUAUUGAUGAGUGCCAGUCUCUGUCUACUUGUGCCAAUGGGAUCUGUCUGAACACGGAGGGCUCUUAUACCUGUGAGAACUGCCCCUCAGGCUACACAGUGUCCUAUGAUGGAGAGCUGUGUGAAGAUAUUGAUGAGUGCAGACUUCCUCUGACAUGCCCACAGGGCACAUGUACAAAUACUGAUGGCUCCUUCACCUGUCUACAGUGUCAGCCAGGGUUCAGAGUCUCUGAUGAUGGUUUACAGUGUGAUGAUGUAGAUGAAUGUUUGGUGGGUAAUGUGUGCCCAGGCCAGCAGUGCCUCAAUACUCCAGGAGGAUACACGUGCAGAAGCUGUGGAGUGGGACUACAGCUGUCCAGUGAUGGUUACACUUGUGAAGACAUCAAUGAAUGCCUCACCCCAGGAGUCUGUCCGAUGGGUGUUUGUACCAAUACAGAGGGCUCUUUCUCCUGCAUGACUUGUGACUCUGGCUACACUGUGGCACUCAAUGGCAUCUCAUGUGAAGAUGUGAAUGAGUGUGAUGACCCUCAAAUGUGCAGUGGAGGUCACUGUACCAACACCAUUGGCUCCUUCAGCUGCUCCUGUCCCAGUGGCUCAGAGCUAGUGUUCGGGACAUCAUGCCAAGAUAUCGAUGAGUGUUCACGGAUCAUUGGGUUGUGUGGAGAGGGGCGCUGUCAGAACACGCCCGGGUCCUACGUCUGCCUGUGUCCUGAUGGAUAUACCACCGUGGACGGCAGAAGCGGCUGCCAGGAUGUGGACGAGUGCAUUAAGGACGUGUGCAUGAGGGGCCAGUGCCUCAACACCGUUGGUUCCUAUUUGUGUUUGUGCAAAGCGGGAUUCAAGUUCAACUCUGAGACAGCCGAUUGUGAAGAUCAAAAUGAGUGCACUGAUUUUGGAAGUUCCCCUUGUGGUACUUGGCGCUGUGAGAACACAAUAGGAUCCUACCGGUGCUUCCAGACCUGCCAGCCUGGUGUGAACAGGGAUGAUGCCACAGACUGCGAUAUCGACGAGUGCCUCAAUGAAACCAUCUGUGGGAACAGCGGCGUGUGCGAGAACACGGACGGCUCCUUCCACUGCCAGUGUGACCGAGGCUACACCAACCCCCCUGGAGACAUGACCAGAUGUGUGGAUGUGAACGAAUGUGAGAUGAGCGAGGCGUUGUGUGGGGAGGCCCUCUGUGAGAACCACGACGGCAGCUUCCUGUGCUUCUGCCCCAACGCCAAUGAGGAAUUUGAUCCCAAAAGCAGCCAGUGCCGCCCUGUCGAUGAUAUGGUGGUCACACCUGCUGCUCCUCUUCCUCCUUCUGUUUCUGCAUCUGAAGAGAGGAAAGAGUGCUACUACAAUCUGAAUGAUGCCAACUUUUGUGAUAAUGUGUUGUCCCGAAACGUGACCAAACAGGAGUGCUGCUGCACGGUGGGAGCAGGCUGGGGGGACAACUGUGAGAUCCACGCCUGCCCAGUCCUGGGGAGAGAUGACUAUAACCAGCUGUGCCCUCAUGGCAACGGACUGUUAUCUGUGCCAGCCUCAAACUUACAAGCUCUGGGAGACCAGCGCUCCUAUAUAGAUGCCAACGAAUGUGAAAUGUUUGGACCAGACAUCUGUAAGAACGGACAGUGCUCCAAUCUGUUUUCAAGCUAUACCUGCUACUGUCGCUCCGGCUUCUACUACGACAACAUCCGCCUGGAGUGUGUGGAUUAUGAUGAGUGCGAGCUGGGAAAUGCGUGUGUGGACGGAGUAUGUGUCAACACUGCCGGCUCUUUCAACUGUUUUUGUAGUCCUCCAUUAGUGCUCGACAACACGCGGCGCCGCUGUAUAAGCCUCAACACCACAGAAAUUGCUGAGCCUGACCAUGACGUGCACAUGGACAUCUGCUGGCAACGUUUGGAAGGAGACAACGUGUGCUCAGAACCGCUGCAGGGACAGAGGACCACGUACACCGAGUGCUGCUGCCUGCACGGGGUGGCCUGGAGUGGGCAGUGUGCCUUCUGCCCCAGGAAAGACUCCGAGGACUACGCCAUAAUGUGCAACCUGCCGCGGAGAGGAGGUUCCGACAGUCUGAGAGAGCGCCCUGGUUAUGAAUAUGGGGUAGACGGACCAGACGAUGAUACAGAGCCUUUCAUACCACCGUACUGGGACAACUACGGAAACCUGCCAGGUACAUUUGAAGUACCUGAUAGCGUUCCUCUCUUCAAUGACAACGACUACAGCGCCAGACAGCCUCCGGUCAGGGUUCCAGUUCACCGGCCCAGAGAGCAACCGCCAAGACCAGUGGACUUUACUGAGCGGUAUGAAGGUUUUGAAGGACUCAGGGCAGAAGAAUGUGGUGUUUUAAACGGCUGUGAAAAUGGCCGCUGUGUCCGGGUGAGGGAAGGCUACACCUGCGACUGCUUUGACGGUUAUGAACUUGACUUGAACAAGAUGGCUUGUAUUGACAUAAACGAGUGUGAGGACAUCAGCGACAAGGUGCCUCUGUGCCAGAACGGACUGUGCUCCAACACUGAGGGCUCGUACAAGUGCACCUGUCUGCCCGGCUUCGUGGCGUCUGCCCAACCCCACAAAUGUAUCCCCGCCAUCCCCGCGAGACCCACAGCCACAGACAAGAGGAAAGACAGUGACUGAGGAGGGCCUUCUGCUGCUUCAGAGACUAUACAGCACUAAACUACAGCAAUGCAGAGACAUCCCUAACCGCCUCCCCUUCAUAGCACACACAUGAAUAGCACUCUGGUUAAACUAAACUUAACACUGAAAGUUUCACGUGCGCUAGGCUUCGUCACAUUUCUAUUGCCUUAAAGGGAUUCUGUGGACUGUCUGUUUUCUACAACUCUAGGUCACCAUAUUGACAAUGUUUCCUGUUCUUUGCCUGCUUAUUUAUUAUUUUGUUCUGACGGGCCUCUGCAAACUAAGAUUUCAGAUGGCAUACGUUACACCUCUUUUCUGACCACAACAUUUCAAAUGUAUUGUAUCUGUACCGAACUGAGGUAAAUGUAUUGUGGAAGAGCCCAGCCAAUACAGCUCCAGAGUCAUUAUAAAUACAGUAUAAUAUUUAUAAAGUGAAUGAUCAAGUUAAUACAAGGGCCAAUAAAUGUAAAGUGAUGCCACAGUUGCCUGUAAGACAUAUGCACAUCUGGACAAUGAACACAGAAGACACUUCCUUUCGUGGUGUGUGACUAAAAGAUUGUAAAUGUAUUAUGGUCUAAAUUAUGUUUUUGUGUGACUCAAGGCAAACUGAGUGAGUACUCAUCUGGUCCAUGUAUUUAUCUUUUUCAGUAUUUUUCUAUAAAGAAAUCAAUCUUUGCAGUAUUCCCAUGUUUCCAUGCACUUGUUUCAGUUUUCACUGCAGUAAAACACAUUUGGAUCAUACCAGCCCAUUUCUAUUUGUGCAUUUCUAAUCACAGAAAAAGGUUUGAUAAUUUUUGUACAGUUGUAGCACUAUGUAUUAUUUUUGUUACAUAUUCUUGUAAUGCAUUAUAGUUCAACCAGUAUUUUGUUAUCAUACAUAACAUAUAUGUAGAUGUAUACAUGUUUGUACAAAUGUAUCUGUAGUGUGAGGGGAGUGGCUGACACUGUACCAGAAGAUGUAUCCUGCCCUGUGGAGCAGACAAUGAAAUAUAUUUUUGGAAGUGACAGCACUGUUUGACAAACUUUUGCCUUUUGAAAGACUUUGAAAUGCAAGCACAGGUGUGCAGCACAGCAUUGGGACUAAUGAUUAGUGAUUGAGCAUUUCCACUCCAUCAUGAAUGUAUCUGUCACCCAUCCUCUCUUUAGAUGUGGGUAUUUCAUACUCAAGUGUGACAUCCUGUGAUACCUUUGGACAUUGCACCAACAGAUUAACAUACAUAUAUUAUAUCAGCAGUCUUUUAUAAAAGUACAUGUUUCAACUCAUUAACAUUGCAUUUUAAGUCUCAUUUUAGUGGUAAAUCUAUGGUCAAAAUAUGCUCUUUAAUUUUGUUUACCUGUUGACUGUCAUGUUUUUUCAGUCAUCAAAAUAAAAAAAGAUAUGCUUAAA
This is a messenger RNA of Boleophthalmus pectinirostris (great blue-spotted mudskipper), 7762 nucleotides long. Its product is annotated as latent-transforming growth factor beta-binding protein 2. Bases 400 to 6375 code for a protein of 1991 amino acids. NCBI's taxonomy places the organism in Eukaryota, Metazoa, Chordata, Actinopteri, Gobiiformes, Gobiidae. The record is from RefSeq and is a predicted model, not a curated record. The transcript is spliced from 40 exons. Gene Ontology annotation, molecular function: calcium ion binding.